Aspergillus aculeatus ATCC 16872 is the source of this 1455-nucleotide messenger RNA. RefSeq lists its product as uncharacterized. Gene Ontology annotation, biological process: negative regulation of septation initiation signaling; activation of GTPase activity. Gene Ontology annotation, cellular component: mitotic spindle pole body. Gene Ontology annotation, molecular function: GTPase activator activity. The transcript is spliced from 3 exons. Lineage: Eukaryota; Fungi; Ascomycota; Eurotiomycetes; Eurotiales; Aspergillaceae. The record is from RefSeq and is a predicted model, not a curated record. Bases 1 to 1455 code for a protein of 484 amino acids.
AUGUCGCCUUCGCCUACUUCUUCUUCGCUCUCUCCUACACGUCCUACCUCCUCUGUACCACCUUUUUCGCCUUCUUCCUCCUCUACUGCUGCCUCCCCCCGGCCCACUCAAGCCCAAUUAACUCUCGCUGCUUUGGCCAGGUCGCCGUCAUCACCCCGGACUAUGCGAGGCUUGCGCAAGAUCAAGUCCCAUCAGAUCCUCUCCUCCCAUCCACCUCCACCUCCUUCAUCUGGACGUCUCUCGGCUGGCGCGGAGGAGCUUCCCGCGCCCGGACCCCAACUCGAUUCCCCCGUGCGGCUUCGCAGCACUCAUCGCCGCGCACGUUCUAAUAGUGACGCUUCCUCCCGGGAGCCUCCCAUACUCACCGCGCACCGAAGACCCGGUAGAAAGACUGGGUCCGGAUUUGGAGUCAAGCGGUCGUUGCUCGAGUCGCUCUUGCGCGACGGUCCGCAAAAUGGGAACGUCCGAGAAGGACUAGAGGAGCUGCGUUAUCUUGUCCUCUCGACGCGAGUCGAAGCAGACGCAGAUGGCAUGUCUACCUACCGAGUUUAUCUCUGGCUCGUUCUCCUCGAUACGCCGCCCGUAUCGACCGACGAAUACCUGUCACUUAUCCAUCGAGGCCGUUCCCCCGCCUAUGCUAAGAUUCGCAAUGAUACUUUCCGCACCCUAGCCACCGAUCCCCUUUUCAAACGGCGCGUCACAGAAGCCAGUCUGAUCCGACUCCUCAAUGCCGUUGCGUGGAAGCUUCAUGAUGCGAAGAGCAAGCGUCGCGCCCGUCCGCGGCUCUCGACCGGUCGUCGGCGCGAGAUGGAGCUCCUUAUCAAUACACCCCCAAGCAUAGCGGAAGAGCCCUCCCCGAUGGGAAGCACUCCCGGGAGUGUGAUCAGCAACAGCACCAGCAGCGCUUUUGGUAGCCCUGGCAUCACAAAUGAAUCCGCUAUCUACGUGCAGGGAAUGAAUGUACUCUGCGCUCCGUUUCUCUAUGCCGCCCGCAGUGAAGUGGAGGCUUUCGCCUUGUUCCAUUCGUUCAUCCUCCGUGAAUGUCCGAGCUACAUCCGAGGAGCCAUGGAUGGCGUCCACCGGGGUCUGCGACUUGUCGAUCGAUGUUUGGAGAUCGUUGAGCCCAAGUUAGCAGCCUACCUCUUCUCCAAGGGGCUGCAGGCUGAGUUGUAUGCAUUCCCCUCUGUGUUGACCCUGUGUGCGUGCACGCCGCCCCUACCGGAGGUUCUGCAUCUCUGGGACUUCCUAUUCGCCUACGGACCACAUCUGAAUAUUUUAUGCAUCGUUGCGCAAUUGAUCCGAAUGAGAGAUAUGAUUCUCGAGAGUCCAAGUCCCAACAAAGUCCUCCGCUCCUUUCCUCCUCUCGACGCCAAGGAGAUCAUAGCCUUGACCGUCUUGCUGGUCCGCAAGAUUCCCGAACCGCUCUACGCCGAACUAAUCAACCACGCUAAAUGA